This is a messenger RNA of Drosophila serrata, 2310 nucleotides long. RefSeq lists its product as uncharacterized. The record is from RefSeq and is a predicted model, not a curated record. NCBI's taxonomy places the organism in Eukaryota, Metazoa, Arthropoda, Insecta, Diptera, Drosophilidae.
UCUUCACUGUCCAGAAUUCAUUAUGACGCUCUUUGAGUAUGACUCUUUACCUGAGGCUGCCCAAAAUGGGCACAUUACCGGACAGAUUGUCGGCUCGUUAGGUUUGAUUGGACUUCUUGGCUAAACAACGCUCAGAAAUCCGCAAUAUGGCCAAAAUGCUGCCGCCUGUGGUUGUUCGCAGCCGUUGUUGUCAUUAGUUGUCCACAAGCGAGAUGUCAAAUGGCAAAUGAUUUGUGGGACAAGUGAGUUCGAAUCGAAUCGAAUUGAAUUGAAUGGAAUCGAAGAUGGAACCGAACUCGGUUCCCCGGAGAGCACUUGGCAAUUAGCUUUACAUAACCUGACCCAAUCAACAAUGCCGAAAUCCAAAGCCAAAUCCGUUCGUGACCAAGGAAAGUCCAUCGAUGGGUAACACCAAAAUCGUGUCAGCCAUUAAAAGUGAUAGCUGUCACAGCUCUGGGAUAGUGUUCCCCAGCCAGAAUAAUUCGUUCCAAAAAAUUAAUCCAGGCCAGGGAAGUCACGCCCUAAGCUUAAGAGCUUAUAAAAACCCCAAAACUGGACGUACCAUCAGUCAGUAAUUGGUGAAAAUGUCAACCAGGUGGACGUCUCUAGUCAUUGCCCUGAUGGGUUUCCUCAUUAUUGGGGAAAGUCUGGGGGAUGUCUCCCACUAUUACGCCUCACCAUUGGAGCAUUUUGGCAACUAUCUCCAUGGUCAAGUACCCUUUCAGUUGGGAUUAUCUCCUCCUAGUUUAUAUGGACCUCCUGCUUCUGCUCCUGCACCUGUCACUCCCUCCCCAGUGGCUCCUGUUCCGGUGGCCACCACGGAGUUUAGUCUACCGGAGAUUAUCGAAAAUCGCAGUGUGAAGAUUCAGGGAAGCAGAUUUAUACCCCUCAGUCAGCAUUAUCUUCCACCGGCCAUAGAGGAGCGUCCCAACUAUGAAAGUCCCAAGCCCAGUGAAGAAUCAUAUCCUGCUUAUUACUAUCCCCAACCUGGUGGCAGCAUCAUUACCGCCUCCGUACCCACAACCACUACCACUGCGAGACCCAUUAUUGUGCAGGAUCCUGGCGAGGAUAUCGAGACCAUUCACUCCCCAGGCUAUGAUUACCAUGCUCCCGUGGCUCCUGUUCCUGUAUUUACCACUCAAAAACCGGGAUCUACACCUGGUCCCAUUUAUUUGCCGCCUGAAGGUAACCAGGAUCAGAAUCAACUCCGAUUGCGUCUGAAGGAUAUGCGUUGCCUAUCUGGAGGAUAUUUUCGAGCUGUUCUCAAGCUGGAUAGCUUUUUGGGAGCAGCUCCUACAGUGGAUCAGGACAAUGACGAUGUGCAGGAUAAACGCUGUGAAAUGAAGUUGUCAAGGAGUUUUCUGCUCCUUGAUAUUUCUGGCCAGGAUUUCGAGCAUUGUGGCGUGAGAUCCUGCGGUAAGGAUCUGUGUCUACGUCUACGCUUUCCCGCAAUCAGAGGGUUAAGAACCAGUGGGGAUUCAAUCUUAACCCUACACUGCAAAUCCCAAGAGCGAGUGGCGGUCAAGACACAUGCCCUGAAAAUGGCCGUGGCCAAUGAUGUACAAUCUCGCAGUGGUGGCAGCUAUGCCCAUGGCGGCAAUCAGAAUCCCUUUCGCACCCAUGUGGAGCUACUGCAAAAAGGUGGCAAUGGUUAUACCCGUCACCUGGAGACCAAUGGUGCAGUGCAGCUGGGCGAGGAGUUGCUUCUAAGAGCCCAUGUUCUAGCGGGAGAUGGCUGGAACUACACCAAGCUAAGUGAUGUGCAGCUCCAGAGGAUUGCCUCGGGCGGUGAAGUGCUCAACACCGUUCAGUUAAUCAGUUCGAGGGGUUGUCUCAAUCCUGCCAUGCUCUCCAUCUGCUCCCAUGGCCCCAUUUUGGAACCACCUCUGGGUCAGAGGCUCCACUUCAAGGCUGUCAUGUUUCCGGGUAUGCAAAGUGGUGAGGUUUUGGUGAUAUCCAUGCGGAUUACGGGUUGCCUGGAGCGUGAGGAUUGCCAGGUGACAUCCCAGGAUUGUUUGCCAUCGGUGGGACAGCGCAGGCGACGGAAUGUCUCCCAUGGAAAUGGCACCGAAGUGUCAGAAGUAUCACACCUAAGUUUUAGAGUUAUUAUGCCAGGAGUGGAGGAGAGGGAGUUUUCCAAGGAAAUGAGGGAUAGUGGGGGGAAAAAUUCAAAUAUUAGAGAAGUUUCCAAGUCACUGGCUUUAUUCGGUAGCUUGGGUUUUGUGGUAAUGCUCUUAGGAGUGGCCAUUGUGGCUUUGUAUAAGUUUGGAAAAUAGUGAAAUAUCUUACAGUCUAUAUAAAAAAUCUAGA